GGGUAGAGAGUCUCUGCUGUGUUCUCUCUCCCACGCAAUUUCUUGGUCGCUUCCUCUCUCUCACUCGCUCACACUCGCCUUUUUAUCUCUCUCUCUCUCUCCUCGUCUUCAAUCUCAAUUUCUAGGGUUUCAAUUUGACCUAAAUUGAAUUCGAAGGGAUACCUGAAUUUUCUGUAAUUUCAUCGCAAUGGACUCUGAUUCCUGGAGCAACCUGUUCUCGUCUUCGAACGCGAGGAGGUACCAGUCCCGAUCCGAUCUGUUCGGGCACGAGGAGAUAGAAGGAGACGAUGAGAUAAAGGCUGAGUUUUUGUGCCCUUUUUGCGCGGAGGACUUCGAUGUCGUUGGGCUUUGUUGUCACAUCGAUGAGGAGCAUCCCGUCGAGGCUAAGAAUGGGGUCUGUCCAGUUUGUACUAAGAGGGUUGGAUCAAAUCUUGUCACACAUAUUACCACGCAACAUGGGAGUCUAUUAAAGGUUCAGCGCAAAAGGAAAUUGCGCAGGGGAACUAAUUCGACAUUUUCAAUAUUAAGGAAAGAGCUGCGAGAAGGAAGUCUACAAGCCCUCCUGGGAGGGUCUUCAUUCCCAUUUUCCUCAAACACCGAACCUGAUCCUUUGUUGUCUUCUUUUAUAUACAAUGCACCUGAUGAACAUGUGAGCGAACAACCCCUUCCUUUAGUUGAAGCACCAUUCAUGAAGGAAAGCACAAAAGAAGAGUCCUCCGAAAGAAUUGCUCAACAACCACCUCUAUCAACUAAAGACCAAGAGGAGAAGGCUCGGAAGUGUGAGUUUGUCCAAGGAUUGCUGAUGUCCACCAUUCUUGAUGACUUAUGAAUCAAAAGCGUCUAGCAGAAACGGCCAAUCCUUAAUUAGGACCCAGAGCCCUAGUGUCAGACGGAAAAAAGAUGGUGGUUCUAUUUAUGUAACAACUGGUAAUAGUUAGAAAAGAACAACUAUGUAUUUGUAUUGUACUUAGUUUAUGUGGAUAAUGAAAAUAACAACUUAUCACCUCGAUGUUUCCUUCU
Molecule: messenger RNA, 1020 nt
Organism: Fragaria vesca subsp. vesca
Lineage: Eukaryota; Viridiplantae; Streptophyta; Magnoliopsida; Rosales; Rosaceae
Product: protein DEHYDRATION-INDUCED 19 homolog 7-like
Exons: 5
Coding region: 188-829 (213 amino acids)
Source: RefSeq, a predicted model, not a curated record